Molecule: messenger RNA, 988 nt
Organism: Cuscuta campestris
Lineage: Eukaryota; Viridiplantae; Streptophyta; Magnoliopsida; Solanales; Convolvulaceae
Source: the annotation of a GenBank genome assembly
CUUUAUUAAGAGAGAAAUAAAUACAAUCCAUCGUUGUAAAGCUCAGGUAGGGUAGAGGUAGGUCAAGAUCGGCAACAAUGGCGGCGACGCAAGGUAAGAGGCGUGAGAUUGUUCUUCUCGAUCUUCCACAGGAGAUUUUGGAGGAAGUGCUGUGCAGAUUGCCUCUUGAUGUCAUACGGAGAUGCUUGAGGCUCUCAAAGCGCAUCUACAGUCUCAUUACUUCUUUCAGUUUCUAUGAGAGGUGGAUUGGGGCCAAUCUCCGACCGGAGCUAUUCCUCUUCUCACAUCACCUUCACCAAGAAAAUUCAACCAAAUCAAAUUGCGGCCGAAAAUCCCAACUGCCAUCCUCCCCAAGGCUCCAGACUACAACAGGCAUUAUUCCUUUCCCGGCAUGGGUAGGUGAAGGCGCUGGCGCACGCAACCUCCCGACCGUCAAAGUUCUUGCUGGUCGGGUGUAUGUCUAUUGUGCAGCCACGGGGGAUGGCGGUGAUGAUAACCCUGUCGUAGUCUGGAGCCUUGGGGAGGAUGGCAGUUGGGAUUUUCAAGCACAAUUUGAUUUGGUUGAAGAUUUUCUUGGUGAAGGUGAUGUGAUCGACGAAGACUAUCGUCCUGAUGUUAUCGACAGCUUCACGGAGGUGGUUGCCGUGACUCCUGAGCAAGAGCGAUUGCUUGUGUACACCUCCGAGGAUCGCCUAAUGGGGUUUGAUCCAAACACGCAAGCAUAUUUCUAUUUUGGGGAGCAUGACAAUAUAAUCAUUUUGAGGCGAUCGAUGAUCUGGAUUAUCCGGAGUUGCCCGAGCUACGCGUUGCAUCUUACCACCCUUCAUUCAUAUGGCCAUACACAAGAUUUGCAGGGGAGGAUAAUUGAUUGAAUCUGUUGCACAAUGAUCCAUAUUACCACAAUCUAUGCAUCUUGAGAAGAGGAGGAGGUUAUCCUAUUCAGUAUUUCAGGAGGUAUAUAUAUACUACAUAAAUAUAGUAGGUGAUU